Messenger RNA from Salmo salar (Atlantic salmon), 1939 nucleotides. Its product is annotated as tetraspanin 3a. The record is from RefSeq and is a predicted model, not a curated record. Gene Ontology annotation, cellular component: plasma membrane. Lineage: Eukaryota; Metazoa; Chordata; Actinopteri; Salmoniformes; Salmonidae.
UACGUCCUUUACAUAUGUAAUUUACUCACUGAUCCAUGUUUGUAUUAUUAUGAUACAAACACUGCUAGCGCAGAUAGAACAACGAGUUAGUUAUAAAAAAUAUUUGCUGCUAAAAUGAGUUGAGGUUGCAACAUCGGGUCACAUGACCUCCAACUGGUUGGUUUUUGUCGUGCUGGCGCUCUGGUUUGUGGGAGUCAGAGAAUCCACUCCAGUCGGGCAUGGAUUACAAACGCAGGAGUAUAUAGCCAGCCAUUUUACAAAUACGUUUUUACCAUAAUAAUAGACAAUACCUGUUUUAAACAUGGGGCACUGUGGUAUCACCUCAUCAAAGACGGUGCUGGUUUUUCUGAACCUAAUUUUUUGGGCAGCAGCAGGGAUUUUGUGCUAUGUUGGAGCCUAUGUGUUCAUCACAUAUGAUGACUACGACCACUUCUUUGAAGAUGUGUACACCCUUAUCCCUGCUGUGACCAUAAUUGCAGUAGGAGGCCUCCUUUUCAUCAUCGGUCUUAUUGGAUGUUGUGCCACAAUACGAGAAAGCCGCUACGGACUUGCAGCGUUUGUCGUCCUUCUCCUGCUGGUGUUUGUGACGGAAGUGGCUGUGGUGGUUUUUGGUUAUAUUUACAGAUCAAAGGUUGAAGAUGAGGUCAAUCACUCCAUCCAGAAGGUGUACAAUGAGUACAAUGGUACCAACACAGAUGCUCCGAGCCGUGCCAUUGACUACGUGCAAAGACAGCUCCACUGUUGUGGGAUUCACAAUUACUCCGACUGGAGGAACACGCGCUGGUUUAAUGAGUCUCGAAACAACAGUAUACCAGUGAGCUGCUGCAAACCUAAUGUCAGCAACUGUACAGGCUCUCUAGCCCAUCCUGGAGACCUCUAUCCAGAGGGUUGUGAAGCCCUUGUUGUGAAGAAACUAAAGGAGAUUAUUAUGUAUGUCAUCUGGGCUGCACUGACGUUCGCUGCAAUUCAGGUAUUUGGGAUGCUGUGUGCCUUUGUUGUGCUGUGCCGGAGGAGCCGUGACCCUGCCUACGAACUUCUCAUGACGGGGGGAACCUACGCAUAAGAAGGACCCUACACUCACACACCAUACCCCAGACACACACACACACACCUAGGCUUGUGGUUUUGUCAGUGGAGGGUGGUUCACUGGCUUGCCCAUGUUCAGGUUUCCUCUACUGUAAGUUGAAAGCUCCUCACACACAGUGGCUCAUACUCCACAAUGGUGAAGUGGUGAAAAAACUAUUUAUUUACAUGCUAUGUAAGUUGGUGUUUUGUUUUAGGUGUCUUAUUAAAAACGCUACAAGCCAAAUUCUAAAAUGGCGAUUUAAACACUUUUUUUGUUGUUUAAUUUGUUGCUCUGACUACUUACCCCUCGUUGUUUGAGGUAGACAAGGAUGUGAAUGAUGGACCUACUGUACGGAAUAUGUGGACUGAAUACUUUCCUCAUGUCUGUUUGCACAGUGUAUGGCUUUGGAAUAUUUUAUAAAUAUUUAAAUCUAUCAUGUAAAUAACUGAGUUGAAGAUUUCCUUGUAUGAGGUUGCCUUGUGCUACUGCUUUGUUUGUCCAGACCUCACCCUUCACCAGCACCAUUCUGUUUCUGAUGAGAAGCAGUGGAACUAUAGACCGUAGAUGAAUCAAAGGCACUGGAUCGACCCACCAGGAAUGAGCAGUAACCAAAGUGCAGUCAUUUAACUGAUCUGCUUUGUAAGAAUGUGGGCAUUUGAUUCGGUGCAUAAAACAGGCUUAUUUAGGAAUAAUCCACAUGCACUGUUACUGAGCUUUUCUGUUGUACUUUGUGUGGAGUUGAGCACACUAUGUAGGCCUAGUUUUAAAAUAGAUUUUCAAAAGAUUUUAGCCAUGUACAGAAACGUAAACCAGAGAUGAAUGUAAAUAGAAUGGGGUGAAACUAACAAGGAAAUAAACUGUAUAUUCCCUCCA